GUCACGGUGCGCUCGGCCGCGCCCGGCAAGGCCCCGGUGACGGUGACGUCACUGCCCGCCGGCGUCAGGAUGGUGGUGCCCAGCCAGAGCCCCCAGGGCACGGUGUCCCCAGGUGUGUCCCCAGGUGUCCCCAGGCUCACCCAGGUGUCCCCGUGCCCGCAGGUGAUCGGCAGCAGCCCGCAGAUGAGCGGCAUGGCGGCGCUGGCGGCGGCGGCCGCGGCCACCCAGAAGAUUCCGCCGGCGUCGGCGCCCACCGUGCUCAGCGUCCCCGCGGGGGCCACCAUCGUCAAAACGGUGGCCGUCACCCCCGGGGCCACCACCCUGCCCGCCACCGUCAAGGUGGCCUCGUCACCUGUCAUGGUGAGCAACCCGGCCACGCGGAUGCUGAAGACGGCGGCCGCCCAGGUGGGCACGGCCGGGGGGUCCCCUGCGGCCACCAAUGCGGCCACCAGGCCGAUCAUCACGGUGCACAAGUCGGGCACGGUGACGGUGGCCCAGCAGGCCCAGGUGGUCACCACCGUGGUCGGAGGGGUCACCAAAACCAUCACCCUGGUCAAGAGCCCCAUCUCGGUGCCGGGGGGCAGCGCCCUGAUCUCCAACCUGGGCAAGGUGAUGUCGGUGGUGCAGACGAAACCGGUGCAGAGCUCGGCCGUCACCGGACAGGCCUCGAGCGGCCCCGUCACCCAAAUCAUCCAGACCAAGGGUCCCCUCCCCGCCGGGACCAUCCUGAAGCUGGUGACGUCGGGGGAGGGGAAGCCCACCACCAUCCUGACCAGCACGCAGGCGGGGGCGGGGGCGGCCAAGCCCCCCACCAUCCUGGGCAUCAGCAGCGUGACCCCCAGCACCACCAAACCCGGGACCACCACCAUCAUCAAAACCAUCCCCAUGUCGGCCAUCAUCACCCAGUCGGGGGCUACCGGUGUCACCAGCAGCCCCGGGAUCAAGUCCCCCAUCACCAUCAUCACCACCAAGGUGAUGACGUCGGGCACCGGGACCCCCGCCAAAAUCAUCACGGCCGUGCCCAAACUGGGCGGGGGGCACGGGCAGCAGGGCGUGACACAGGUGGUGCUGAAGGGGGCCCCAGGCCAGCCGGGCACGAUCCUGCGGACGGUGCCCAUGGGCGGUGUCCGGUUGGUCACUCCCGUCACCGUCUCGGCCGUCAAGCCCACGGUGACCACCCUGGUGGUCAAGGGCACCACCGGUGUGACCACGCUGGGGACGGUGACAGGGACGGUGUCCACCAGCCUGGCGGGAGGGGCCGGUGGCCACAGCGCCACGGCCUCGCUGGCCACGCCCAUCACCACCCUGGGGACAAUCGCCACCCUCUCGAGCCAGGUCCUGAACCCUGCGGCCAUCACGGCCACCGCGGCCGGGGGCGGCCUGGGGACACCGACCAUCACCAUGCAGCCGGUGUCCCAGCCCACGCAGGUGACGCUCAUCACCACGCCCAGCGGCGUGGAGGCCCAGCCCGUCCACGACCUCCCCGUGUCCAUCCUGGCGUCCCCCACGGCCGAAGCCCCUCCGGCCGCCGCCUCGGGGGGCCCCGCGCUGACCGAGCCCCCCGCGGCCGAGCCCGGCACGGUGACCCUGGUGUGCUCCAACCCCCCCUGCGAGACCCACGAGACCGGCACCACCAACACGGCCACCACCAGCCUGGUGGCCAACGUGGGGACGGGAGGGGGACAGGUGCAGCUGCUGUGCGAGGACACGGGCGGGGGGACGGCGCUGCCGGCGCCCCCCCGGGCCUGCUCCAACCCCCCCUGCGAGACCCACGAGACGGGGACCACCAACACGGUGACGACGACGGCGCCACGGCAACCGCGCGCCGGCGACAGCGGGACGGCCGGCGCGGUGACGGUGACGGGGUCCCAGCUCUGCUCCAACCCCCCCUGCGAGACACACGAGACCGGCACCACCAACACGGUGACGACGACGGCGCCACGGCAACCGCGCGCCGGCGACAGCGGGACGGCCGGCGCGGUGACGGUGACGGGGUCCCAGCUCUGCUCCAACCCCCCCUGCGAGACACACGAGACCGGCACCACCAACACGGUGACGACGACGGCGCCACGGCAACCGCGCGGCGGCGACAGCGGGACGGCCGGCGCGGUGACGGUGACGGGGUCCCAGCUCUGCUCCAACCCCCCCUGCGAGACCCACGAGACCGGCACCACCAACACGGCCACCACCAGCCUGGUGGCCAACGUGGGGACGGGAGGGGGACAGGUGCAGCUGCUGUGCGAGGACACGGGCGGGGGGACGGCGCUGCCGGCGCCCCCCCGGGCCUGCUCCAACCCCCCCUGCGAGACCCACGAGACGGGGACCACCAACACGGUGACGACGACGGCGCCACGGCCGCCCUGUGCCGAGGACAGCGGGACGGCGGUGACAACGACGGGGUCCCAGCUCUGCUCCAACCCCCCCUGCGAGACCCACGAGACAGGGACGACCAGCACGGCCACCACCACCACGGCCACCUCGCGCCCGCCGCCACCGGGGACAGCACCGGGGACAGCACCGGGGACGUCAUCGGGGACGUCACCGGUGCCACCACCCUGCUCCAGCCGCGAGCCCGGCGCGGUGACGGUGACGGGGUCCCAGCUCUGCUCCAACCCCCCCUGCGAGACCCACGAGACGGGGGCCACCAACACGGUGACGACAACAGCGUCACGGCCACCCCGCGCCAGCGACAGCGGGACGGCGGUGACAACAACGGGGACACGGGUGUGCUCCAACCCCCCCUGCGAGACCCACGAGACGGGGGCCACCAACACGGUGACGACAACAGCGUCACGGCCACCCCGCGCCAGCGACAGCGGGACGGCGGUGACAACAACGGGGACACGGGUGUGCUCCAACCCCCCCUGCGAGACCCACGAGACGGGGGCCACCAACACGGUGACGACAACAGCGUCACGGCCACCCCGCGCCAGCGACAGCGGGACGGCGGUGACAACAACGGGGACACGGGUGUGCUCCAACCCCCCCUGCGAGACCCACGAGACGGGGGCCACCAACACGGUGACGACAACAGCGUCACGGCCACCCCGCGCCAGCGACAGCGGGACGGCGGUGACAACAACGGGGACACGGGUGUGCUCCAACCCCCCCUGCGAGACCCACGAGACGGGGGCCACCAACACGGUGACGACAACAGCGUCACGGCCACCCCGCGCCAGCGACAGCGGGACGGCGGUGACAACAACGGGGACACGGGUGUGCUCCAACCCCCCCUGCGAGACCCACGAGACGGGGGCCACCAACACGGUGACGACAACAGCGUCACGGCCACCCCGCGCCAGCGACAGCGGGACGGCGGUGACAACAACGGGGACACGGGUGUGCUCCAACCCCCCCUGCGAGACCCACGAGACGGGGGCCACCAACACGGUGACGACAACAGCGUCACGGCCACCCCGCGCCAGCGACAGCGGGACGGCGGUGACAACAACGGGGACACGGGUGUGCUCCAACCCCCCCUGCGAGACCCACGAGACGGGGGCCACCAACACGGUGACGACAACAGCGUCACGGCCACCCCGCGCCAGCGACAGCGGGACGGCGGUGACAACAACGGGGACACGGGUGUGCUCCAACCCCCCCUGCGAGACCCACGAGACGGGGGCCACCAACACGGUGACGACAACAGCGUCACGGCCACCCCGCGCCAGCGACAGCGGGACGGCGGUGACAACAACGGGGACACGGGUGUGCUCCAACCCCCCCUGCGAGACCCACGAGACGGGGGCCACCAACACGGUGACGACAACAGCGUCACGGCCACCCCGCGCCAGCGACAGCGGGACGGCGGUGACAACAACGGGGACACGGGUGUGCUCCAACCCCCCCUGCGAGACCCACGAGACGGGGGCCACCAACACGGUGACGACAACAGCGUCACGGCCACCCCGCGCCAGCGACAGCGGGACGGCGGUGACAACAACGGGGACACGGGUGUGCUCCAACCCCCCCUGCGAGACCCACGAGACGGGGGCCACCAACACGGUGACGACAACAGCGUCACGGCCACCCCGCGCCAGCGACAGCGGGACGGCGGUGACAACAACGGGGACACGGGUGUGCUCCAACCCCCCCUGCGAGACCCACGAGACGGGGGCCACCAACACGGUGACGACAACAGCGUCACGGCCACCCCGCGCCAGCGACAGCGGGACGGCGGUGACAACAACGGGGACACGGGUGUGCUCCAACCCCCCCUGCGAGACCCACGAGACGGGGGCCACCAACACGGUGACGACAACAGCGUCACGGCCACCCCGCGCCAGCGACAGCGGGACGGCGGUGACAACAACGGGGACACGGGUGUGCUCCAACCCCCCCUGCGAGACCCACGAGACGGGGGCCACCAACACGGUGACGACAACAGCGUCACGGCCACCCCGCGCCAGCGACAGCGGGACGGCGGUGACAACAACGGGGACACGGGUGUGCUCCAACCCCCCCUGCGAGACCCACGAGACGGGGGCCACCAACACGGUGACGACAACAGCGUCACGGCCACCCCGCGCCAGCGACAGCGGGACGGCGGUGACAACAACGGGGACACGGGUGUGCUCCAACCCCCCCUGCGAGACCCACGAGACGGGGGCCACCAACACGGUGACGACAACAGCGUCACGGCCACCCCGCGCCAGCGACAGCGGGACGGCGGUGACAACAACGGGGACACGGGUGUGCUCCAACCCCCCCUGCGAGACCCACGAGACGGGGGCCACCAACACGGUGACGACAACAGCGUCACGGCCACCCCGCGCCAGCGACAGCGGGACGGCGGUGACAACAACGGGGACACGGGUGUGCUCCAACCCCCCCUGCGAGACCCACGAGACGGGGGCCACCAACACGGUGACGACAACAGCGUCACGGCCACCCCGCGCCAGCGACAGCGGGACGGCGGUGACAACAACGGGGACACGGGUGUGCUCCAACCCCCCCUGCGAGACCCACGAGACGGGGGCCACCAACACGGUGACGACAACAGCGUCACGGCCACCCCGCGCCAGCGACAGCGGGACGGCGGUGACAACAACGGGGACACGGGUGUGCUCCAACCCCCCCUGCGAGACCCACGAGACGGGGGCCACCAACACGGUGACGACAACAGCGUCACGGCCACCCCGCGCCAGCGACAGCGGGACGGCGGUGACAACAACGGGGACACGGGUGUGCUCCAACCCCCCCUGCGAGACCCACGAGACGGGGGCCACCAACACGGUGACGACAACAGCGUCACGGCCACCCCGCGCCAGCGACAGCGGGACGGCGGUGACAACAACGGGGACACGGGUGUGCUCCAACCCCCCCUGCGAGACCCACGAGACGGGGGCCACCAACACGGUGACGACAACAGCGUCACGGCCACCCCGCGCCAGCGACAGCGGGACGGCGGUGACAACAACGGGGACACGGGUGUGCUCCAACCCCCCCUGCGAGACCCACGAGACGGGGGCCACCAACACGGUGACGACAACAGCGUCACGGCCACCCCGCGCCAGCGACAGCGGGACGGCGGUGACAACAACGGGGACACGGGUGUGCUCCAACCCCCCCUGCGAGACCCACGAGACGGGGGCCACCAACACGGUGACGACAACAGCGUCACGGCCACCCCGCGCCAGCGACAGCGGGACGGCGGUGACAACAACGGGGACACGGGUGUGCUCCAACCCCCCCUGCGAGACCCACGAGACGGGGGCCACCAACACGGUGACGACAACAGCGUCACGGCCACCCCGCGCCAGCGACAGCGGGACGGCGGUGACAACAACGGGGACACGGGUGUGCUCCAACCCCCCCUGCGAGACCCACGAGACGGGGGCCACCAACACGGUGACGACAACAGCGUCACGGCCACCCCGCGCCAGCGACAGCGGGACGGCGGUGACAACAACGGGGACACGGGUGUGCUCCAACCCCCCCUGCGAGACCCACGAGACGGGGGCCACCAACACGGUGACGACAACAGCGUCACGGCCACCCCGCGCCAGCGACAGCGGGACGGCGGUGACAACAACGGGGACACGGGUGUGCUCCAACCCCCCCUGCGAGACCCACGAGACGGGGGCCACCAACACGGUGACGACAACAGCGUCACGGCCACCCCGCGCCAGCGACAGCGGGACGGCGGUGACAACAACGGGGACACGGGUGUGCUCCAACCCCCCCUGCGAGACCCACGAGACGGGGGCCACCAACACGGUGACGACAACAGCGUCACGGCCACCCCGCGCCAGCGACAGCGGGACGGCGGUGACAACAACGGGGACACGGGUGUGCUCCAACCCCCCCUGCGAGACCCACGAGACGGGGGCCACCAACACGGUGACGACAACAGCGUCACGGCCACCCCGCGCCAGCGACAGCGGGACGGCGGUGACAACAACGGGGACACGGGUGUGCUCCAACCCCCCCUGCGAGACCCACGAGACGGGGGCCACCAACACGGUGACGACAACAGCGUCACGGCCACCCCGCGCCAGCGACAGCGGGACGGCGGUGACAACAACGGGGACACGGGUGUGCUCCAACCCCCCCUGCGAGACCCACGAGACGGGGGCCACCAACACGGUGACGACAACAGCGUCACGGCCACCCCGCGCCAGCGACAGCGGGACGGCGGUGACAACAACGGGGACACGGGUGUGCUCCAACCCCCCCUGCGAGACCCACGAGACGGGGGCCACCAACACGGUGACGACAACAGCGUCACGGCCACCCCGCGCCAGCGACAGCGGGACGGCGGUGACAACAACGGGGACACGGGUGUGCUCCAACCCCCCCUGCGAGACCCACGAGACGGGGGCCACCAACACGGUGACGACAACAGCGUCACGGCCACCCCGCGCCAGCGACAGCGGGACGGCGGUGACAACAACGGGGACACGGGUGUGCUCCAACCCCCCCUGCGAGACCCACGAGACGGGGGCCACCAACACGGUGACGACAACAGCGUCACGGCCACCCCGCGCCAGCGACAGCGGGACGGCGGUGACAACAACGGGGACACGGGUGUGCUCCAACCCCCCCUGCGAGACCCACGAGACGGGGGCCACCAACACGGUGACGACAACAGCGUCACGGCCACCCCGCGCCAGCGACAGCGGGACGGCGGUGACAACAACGGGGACACGGGUGUGCUCCAACCCCCCCUGCGAGACCCACGAGACGGGGGCCACCAACACGGUGACGACAACAGCGUCACGGCCACCCCGCGCCAGCGACAGCGGGACGGCGGUGACAACAACGGGGACACGGGUGUGCUCCAACCCCCCCUGCGAGACCCACGAGACGGGGGCCACCAACACGGUGACGACAACAGCGUCACGGCCACCCCGCGCCAGCGACAGCGGGACGGCGGUGACAACAACGGGGACACGGGUGUGCUCCAACCCCCCCUGCGAGACCCACGAGACCGGCACCACCAACACGGUGACGACGACGGCGCCACGGCCGCCCUGUGCCGAGGACAGCGGGACGGCGGUGACAACGACGGGGUCCCAGCUCUGCUCCAACCCCCCCUGCGAGACCCACGAGACCGGCACCACCAACACGGCCACCACGGCCACCGCCGGCUCCCGGCCGGGUGACGCCACCACCACGGCCACCAGCGCUGCCACCUCCGGCUCAGGGGGGUCCCCCCAGCCUGGUGCCAACCCCCCCUGCGGGACCCCCGAGCCCCCCGCGGGGUCCCCGCCCUGCCAGGGCCAGCAGGGCGGUGCUGAGGGGGUGACGGUGCCAGCGGCCGGCGGCGUCACCGGCGGCGUCACCAGCGGUGUCACCAGCGGCGUCACCAGCCCCCCCCGCGCCUGCUCCAACCCCCCCUGCGAGACCCACGAGACGGGGACGACGGCCACGGCCACCACGGUGACGGCCAGCAUGGGCGCCAGCCAAGACCCCCCCCCGCCGGCUGCCAACGGUCAGGGUGAGGGGGAGCCCCCCCCCAGCGAGGGUGGGGGUCCCUCCGUGCCCCCCCCCGGGACCCCCAGCCCCCCCGGCCCCAGCGGAGCCCCCCAGGCCCGGGCGGUCACCACGGUCACUCAGUCCACGCCAGCGCCGGGGCCGGCCGUGCCGAAGGCCGAGCCGGGGGCGCCGCCCCCCAAGGCGCCCCCCAAGAAGGAAAACCAAUGGUUCGAUGUGGGGGUCAUCAAGGGCACCACCAUGAUGGUCACUCACUACUUCCUGCCCGCCGAGGACGCGCCCCCGGACGACGAGGCCUCGGGGGUCCCGGACCACUCGCAGCUGCGGCGCCAGGAGCUGCAGCCGGGCACGGCGUACAAGUUCCGCGUGGCCGGGCUCAACGCCUGCGGCCGCGGCCCCUUCUCGGAGCUGUCGGCCUUCAAAACCUGCCUGCCCGGCUUCCCCGGGGCUCCCUGCGCCAUCAAAAUCAGCAAGAGCCCGGACGGGGCGCACCUGACGUGGGAGCCGCCGUCGGUGACGUCGGGCCGCAUCGCCGAGUACUCGGUGUACCUGGCGAUCCAGGGGGGGCCCGGGGGGGGUCCCGAGGCUCGUGGGGGAGGGGCUCAGCUGGCCUUCAUGAGGGUCUACUGCGGGCCCAGCCCCUCGUGCCUGGUGCCGGCCUCGAGCCUGGCGAGCGCCCACAUCGACCACACCACCAAACCGGCCAUCAUCUUCCGCAUCGCCGCCCGCAACGACAAGGGCUACGGGCCCGCCACCCAGGUGCGGUGGCUGCAAGAGUCGAGCAAGGACGGAGCCGCCGGGAAAGCCGGCAGCAAACGGCCCCUGGCGUCCCCCGACCUGAAAUCCGCUCCAAAGAAGCCCAAGGCCGAAGGGCAGUGAAGGACCCCCGGGACCCCCCCCCAAAAAAAAGAA
This is a messenger RNA of Pseudopodoces humilis (Tibetan ground-tit), 8850 nucleotides long. The record is from RefSeq and is a predicted model, not a curated record. NCBI's taxonomy places the organism in Eukaryota, Metazoa, Chordata, Aves, Passeriformes, Paridae.